CGGAUUCAAUCGCUCGUCGACCUUCGUGCCGCGCGUUACAAGAGUCGCAGUCGCUGUCGCAGUCCGCCGUCUCAGUCUCAGUUUGUGCCCCCAGUCUCAAUCCAGCUCUCGUGACAAGAAGAACAGAACGCCUUGGCCACUGGCAACGCGGUCGCGAAUCAACGCAGUUACCCAUCUCAGGCUUAAUCGGCUGGCAGCCAAUCGCCAAGAGAUCCGACAGAUACGGAUACGCAAUCCGCGCAGCGCGAGUGCAGAGAUACGAAUUGGUCAGGAAUAAGAUACGGUGCAAGUGGCACCCAAGAUGCGGCAAUUGUGCACCUGCGGCCGCCAGCAGCGUGCGGCAAAGUGUGUGAAAUGUGCUACCUGAGAAAAUGCCCACGGAGUGCUCAAACAUAUCGAAACAAACCAGCAGAUAGAGUAUCUUUUGCUGCCCCAGUGAACAACAGUGCUUGAAAUUUUAGUAGAGAAAUCGUUGUUUUUUGCUACAAACUAAAGUGCAAACGGAAUACAAUCAAUAUACACCUUAAGUCAACGCAAAGGCUAAUUCAAAACUCUUGGAAUAUUUAGAUCUCACUGCCACUCUAGAAUCACACGUCGCUAUGAAGCACACGUCGCCCAGUGAAGCGACCUUCUCCAGCAACAUCAGCAUGUUCUCCCGCCAGUGCCUUUCCCACCUCACCCGCUCACCACCCACGACCACGCCCACAGCAGCCGCUCCCCGCCCUCCAUGCCGCGCCCCCCGCUGGACGCUGUGCCUCUGGACGCUGGUGAUCGCCAGCGGCUGUUUAAUGCUCAACGCACCGACGACGAUGGCAUUUGAUAUCGCCACGUGCAACGUGCCCCUGGGCAUGGAGUCGUUACUCAUAACAGAUGCUCAAAUCACAGCGAGCUCAGCUCAUGACAUGGCCUUCGUUGGACCUCAGCAUGCAAGACUGAAAACCGAUAAUGACGGAGGAGCCUGGUGUCCCAAGCACAUGGUGUCGAAUGCGUUGAAGGAGUACCUGCAGGUAGAUCUGCUGCAGACGCACGUCAUCACGGCGAUCCGCACCCAGGGUCGCUAUGGCAAGGGUCAGGGUCAGGAGUACACCGAGGCCUAUGUCCUGGAGUACUGGCGACCGGGCUUCGACAAGUGGCAGCGCUGGAAGAACAUCCAGGGCAAGGAGAUUCUGCCCGGCAAUAUCAACACAUACAGCGAGGUGGAGAAUGCCCUGCAGCCGAUCAUCUUCGCCUCCAAGAUUCGCAUAUAUCCGUAUGGCCAGUACGAUAGAACCGUCUGUCUGCGCGCCGAGAUCGUCGGUUGUCCAUGGGAAGAGGGCAUCGUGUCUUACAGCAUUCCGAAGGGCGUGCAACGCGGCAUGGAGGUGGAUCUGUCGGAUAAAACCUACGAUGGCAACGAGCAGGGCGAUCGCUAUGUGGACGGACUUGGUCAGCUGGUGGAUGGGCAGAAGGGCAAGGACAACUUCCGCACCGACAUCCAUGGAUUCGGAAAGGGUUAUGAAUGGAUUGGCUGGCGUAACGAUACGCCCGGACUGCUGGGAAAACCGGUUGAAAUAGUCUUUGAGUUUGAUACGGUUCGCAAUUUCAGUGCCAUCGUCCUGCACACAAACAAUAUGUUCACUAAGGAUGUUCAGGUAUUUGUGCAUGCCAAGGUGUUCUUCAGCAUCGGAGGUCGCUACUUUUCGGGUGAACCUGUGCAAUUUUCCUAUAUGCCCGAUACGAUAAUGGAUCAUGCAAGGGAUGUUACCAUCAAACUGCACCACCGGGUGGGCAAAUAUUUGAAAAUCAAUUUGUACUUUGCCGUCAAAUGGAUUAUGCUCUCCGAGAUCAGCUUUAUAUCCGUGCCCGCCAUGGGAAAUUUCACCGACGAGCAGGAGCAGCGCAGCAACUCACCCAGCCAGGCGCAGGAUGUCCACGAUGAGACCAAUGGCAGUGAGUACCAGGCCAACCGGAACAAGCCCAACGGAGUGGGCGGCUCGGCCGGAGGCCUCGGCGAGGGCGUGGCAGCGGCGGGCGGCGAUAUCGUCGGCAACAACAAGUACAACAACGGGCCGCAAUUAAUUGCGCCACGCCCCAUCGAUCAGGAGCCGAACGAUGCGAACUUCAUCGGUGUGGUCAUCGUUGUCCUCACCACCAUCAUCAUCCUCCUGGUGGCCAUCAUACUCUUCAUCGUUUCGCGAACGAAGCGGGCCCGCGGCAGCAAUGUCCUGGACGCCUUCCAGUACAGCUUCAAUCCCAACACCCUCGGCGGCAACGUGGACAAGCACCGUCCGAAUGGCAACAGCAUCAAGGCCAAUGUGGACGACAACGAUUCGAUUGGCAAGAACAGUCUCUACCACGAACCCUUCAAUGUGAACAUGUACACGUGCGGUGUGAACGGCUAUGCGGCGGUUAAUGAUUUACAGUGUAACAUGACGCCCGACUAUACAGAUGUGCCGGAAGGUGGUUACGCCGUGCCCCACAUGCAGGAUUACAUGCCCUCGUCGAAAAUGGGAGGUGGAGCGCCCGGCGGUGGUGGCUAUGUGAAUGUGCGGCGCACCCCACCUCCGCCACUGAGCAGCAUAUUUCCGCGACCACCCACCGUUCCGCCGCCGCCCAUGGAGAAGUACUACGCCACCACGGCCAUCUUCAAGCCGCUGAAGGGUCCGGGCUCGGAGCGUAGUGGCUGCAGCAGCAACACCAAUACGGUGAGCAGCGGCGGCGGCAAGAGCAGCCACAGCCACAGCAGCCACUGCAGCACCGGUGGGCCGGACCAUAGUGGCAUCUACGACGACGGCAUCGGCACCAUGAACUCCAAGGCUACCGCACCCAUGAUCAAUCCGUACAGCAGCGGGAACAGCUCCUCGGCCGCCGCCGCCGCCGCAGCGGAGUUCCAGCGCGCCAGGACCUACAACUUCCGCAGCUAUCCCGACAACCUCUAGUUCGAAGCCUCGCUGAAGCUGGUGGCCGCGGCUCCCAAGCGGAUCACUGCCGCCACCGCCUCCGCCGGCAGCACCACCAUGCCCAAGAAGCCGCAGCACCUAAGCCUGGUCGCCAGCACGGCGGGCGGAUACGGGUGCGGUACCAGCAGCAAGCCCAAGUACAGCCUGACCCUGCACAACAGCAAACUCGCCACGGGGGGCAAGCACCUGCGCGAUGGCCUCCAGCAGCGCCAGCACCUCAAGGCCGUGGAUGGGGUUGGGCUGGUGCCCGUGCCCGUUACCCUGCCCGUCGACGAGGUGGUGGGUGUGCACCUGAAGGCCGGCUCCGAGGCGGGGGCCGCCACAGGCGAGGCUUCGGGCAGUGUCACCAGGCAGAUGGUGGAGAGCGGCAGCAGCGGCAGCGGAAAGGACGGCGCCAAAUGCGGAAAUGACAAUGAACUGGGGGGCGGAGUGGCAAACGGUGUCAUGAGGACACAAAACAACAGGCUGUGGUAUCAUUGAUGAAAACCCCAUAUUGAAUGGAUUUGAGCGAUAUCCUCUAAACGGAAAUCGAAUUGAAAAUUGCAACAAGUACUAAAAAAAAGAGGACGUUACGCCGAAAUUAAAAAUCACCGAGUUAAGUCUACGCCAAAAAUGGCGAAUCGGACAGAAAUAAAGUCAAGCACAAAUAGUUGGAUUGAAAAGGCCCAACAAUUGAACCCACUGAGCAAACAAGAAACGCAGCGAAUCGAAUCGAAUCGAAAACGAAUCAAAUCGAAUCGAAUCGAAAACGAAGUCAAGUCGCCUACCAAUCAUUUAUAGUGUAGGGUCGAGAAUAUGCCAACAACGUAGCUAAUGAAACAUGUUAAGAACACCCUGUAAAUAUACGAGUUUAGGAAUCGAUAGUGAAGAAUCUGCAUCUGAUGGCAAGGAGCUGAGUUGCACGGAGGAAUCCAGGACAUCAUGCAAAAGAAAAAAAAAAAAUAAAACAAAAAACUCACGACAAGAUUAUACACGAAUCAUGAGAAUAUUGAGACGAAUUUAAGGUCUAGCAUUUAGCGACACAAUUUGUUUAUAAAACGAAGCAAGAAAUAAUAUUAUAUUGAAUAACACCUAUACGACUAACUAGCUUAUAAUAAUGUUUAACUGAUUUGUAGUACUCUUUCGGGAAGAACACUGCGAUCUGCGAACUAACUGUACAUGCCUGUGAACCUACCCCGACUAAACCUGAACUAUAUGAACUAUCUGAAUUAUAUAGUAUGAACUAUCUGAUGAACCCUAUAAGCGCCUACACUCACACUACUUAAGCCCCACUGUACAUUUUCUGUGUAUAAACUUAUAGACAUAGAUUGUUUGCUAUAGAUGGAAACACGAUGACGCGUUGAGACAAAAUUACGUAGGAAAAUCCAGGAGAUGAAAAUCUCGGGAAAUGAUGAUGAUGAUAAAAUUGUAACGGAAUUUAACGGACCAAGAGAGCGUGCAGAGCGACUUCGCCUAAACCAAGAAAAAAUGAAGUUUUCAUCAAUGAUUUGUGAUUCAAUAUUCAACUAUUUAUAUUUAUAGACACGCGGAUGCGAGUAUUCAGUUCUUAAUGCUAACUCUAAUUUAUCGAAACGUACUACCCGCAAACAAAUGACUCUGACUAUAAAGAAAGCACUAUGAAUAUAAAACAAGAAACAAAUCGUAUUUAUAAUUAAUAUUAAUGGAUAAUCAUGUAUAUGUUCCUUUUUAGUUUAAUGCGCAUUAGUAUCACCCGAAACUUACUAAGAGUUAAACGUAGUAGCUUCGUAGUAGUUUAAUAAAGCAGCAGCAAAGAUAAAAUAAUUUUAAACAACCGGAUUACAUAGGCAAACAAUAGGCGUGUUGGAAAUAGCAUAAAGUAUAAACGAAACGAGACACUCGAUACUCGACACCCAUUAAUAACACUUAAAAAUUAGUUUAAAUAGUAAAACCGAAAGAAAAGAAACCCAAAACCGGCACACGCUCCACACAAACAACGUUUAAAAUGUUUGUGCAACAAUUUGCGAAGUUUUUAACAAGAAAAGAUAUACAACUUAAAAUUAAGCAAGCGGUUACAACAAUAUUUAAAAGUAUUUAAUAACAUUAGGCUUCGAGAUAUGUCCGUAUGUAUUUCUCAACUUUCUGCACAAAUUCUAAACCUUUCGACUUUCCACUGCACCAACGGUUUGCCAACACACUGGCCCACUAAAAAAACACAACUACAGCAAGACACGAUCGAACACUGCAAGAAAAAACACUGUCCGCCACUGAAAAAUUACUAUCGAGCAAAAAACAAAUCACGAACCUACCUACAAGACUUGUGUAAAUUAAAGAAACGUAAUGCUAAAUAAAAGCUAAAUAAAACGAUUAGGCAUUAAGUUAAAAAUACAUUUUGUAAAAAUUAAUAAAAGUACACUGUAAAAACUUAUAUACUAAUGUAAUGGUUAUCCGGUCUUUUGGAAAUCACGGCAAAUGUCAUUAAAUUGUUUAUUUACGGUGCGCUUGGCGGUCGAUAUACCGACUAGUUUAAUUUCUAAAUUAAUUUAAAUGCAUUUAUUAUGUGUAAAUUUUUCAAAGGCAAAUAUAUAGUAUUCAAUUAUUUAAACAGC
Drosophila melanogaster (fruit fly) is the source of this 5506-nucleotide messenger RNA. RefSeq names its product smoke alarm (gene smal). Gene Ontology annotation, cellular component: membrane; plasma membrane. The record is from RefSeq and is marked reviewed. The transcript is spliced from 13 exons. NCBI's taxonomy places the organism in Eukaryota, Metazoa, Arthropoda, Insecta, Diptera, Drosophilidae.